AUGAGUAACCCGACAUUUGUCUUCUCUCUCGGGGCCUGGAUUAUUCCUGCGGUUUACGAUGCUACCCGCUCCCACCUAGACGCCCUUGGAUUCACUUCUGUGUGCCCCGCUCAUCCUUCGAUCGGCGCUGAGCCACCCACUAAAACAUUGUCUGACGAUGUUGCCUCAUUCCGUGAGGUCUUGGUGAAGCUCGCAGAUGAAGGUCAAGAAUUGGUUGUUGUGGGCCACUCUUAUGGCGGAGUUGUUGCUUCCUGUGCCGUCGAAGGGCUGAACAAAGAUGCUCGUAUCAAGGAAGGCAAAACAGGUGGUGUCAUCAAAGUUAUAUACCUGGCUGCAUUUGCCAUUGAUAAGGGACAGAGCUUACUGGGUAUGCUGGGUGGAAACUAUCUGCCUUGGAUGAAGGUUGAGGAUGACUAUGUCCUUGCAGAUGGUGCCGGAGAGAUUGGUUGGCAAGAUAUUUCCCUUGAAAAGCAAGAAAAAUGGAAUUCGCUGGCAUUGCACACUUCCCGUCCGGUGUUUUCUGGCGAGUCAACAUAUGAGCCCUGGAGAGACAUCCCCUGCGCCUAUAUUGUGUGUGAGCAAGAUCAUGCUCUUCCCCCUCCUUUACAAGAACUAUUUGCUUCCAAGAUGGGUGGCCCAGAGAAUACCUACCGGCUUCCAAGCUCACAUUCUCCAUUUUUGAGUAUGCCAGAGCGCCUGGCACAGCUUUUACAGCAGAUUGUGAAGGCAUAA
Molecule: messenger RNA, 732 nt
Organism: Penicillium odoratum
Lineage: Eukaryota; Fungi; Ascomycota; Eurotiomycetes; Eurotiales; Aspergillaceae
Product: alpha/beta hydrolase
Exons: 2
Coding region: 1-732 (243 amino acids)
Source: RefSeq, a predicted model, not a curated record